AUGAACUAUAGGAAAGAUAGCAAUACUGAUUCUAUCAUUCAUGCACUUCGAAAUAUGUUAGAAUUUGCUGUAUUGGGACAAUUUUUAUGUCUUUUUUAUAAAAUCUUAAAAUUAGAUGAUUUUGAUAUUGAGUUUUUUGAGCAAGAACUUCUUGGAUUUCAUGAACCUCGUACAUUAACUAUUAUAAGAUAUGGUUUGGUAAGAUAUUUGUCUUCUAAUAGACAUAUUAACGCAGAAAAUGUUGAUUUCUAUACAAGAAAACAAUUUCUUCUUCGUAAACCGGAAGAUAACCCCUACGGAAAUGAAGAAAUUCCAUAUUCAUGGGAUUCUUUUGACAUUUUUACAAAAGUUCAAGUUUUAUUGCAACUUUGUGAAUGGCAGUUACUUAACCCUGAAAAAUUUAGAGAACGUGUUGGUGCAAGAGAGUCUGAUGAAAUAUCUUGGAGAAUAGAUCCAAUAGGACGUGAUUCUGUUGGAUAUACAUAUUAUUUAUUGGAUGAUAAUCGACUCUAUAGAUGUUUACAUACUUUCCCUCAUUCUUCAAAUGAAGAAUUACGUGAAAAUGAUAAGAGAUAUAAAAGAAAAAGAAAACGGAUUGUUGUUGAUGAUGAUGUUGACUCUCUCGAAGAUUCAGCUAUUAAUAAUGAAAAACCUCAAAAACCUCAAAUAGGGCACUGGGAAAACGUUUGUGUAACUUUUAAUGAUUGGAAGAAUUUUGUAGAUUCUAUUUCUCAUUCAAGAAACAAAAACGAGUAUAUAUUACAUAAUUAUCUUCAAAAAAAUAUUCUUCCAUAUCUUCAGGAAAAUGAAGACAAAAAAGAAAAGGAACGGCAACUUAAAGAGCGUGAAAGACUGAAAGCAGAAGCAUUAAUCCAUCGAAAAAAAUCAACUCGUAUAGAACAAAAAAAGCUUAUGAAACUUCAGGAAGAAAAAAGAUUAAAACAAAAACAGUUGGCUAUGUUAAUAGAAGAAAGAGGAAGGGAAGAAAAGCAUUCAACUGAAUAUAACCGAGGAUCACGCAUAGAAACAAGGGAUAGGAAACAGAAGGAAAAAUUUUUAAAAGAAUUUUUGCAAAAAGAAGAUAAUCAAAAAAAUGAUAUUUCUAGUUUUAAUUACUCAUACUCAAAUUCAUUAAAAAAUUAUCAGAUUCUACGAAAAAGUACUAAAAAAAUUAAACGUAAAGCUAUAGAAAAUAAGAAAACAGAGAACAGUGAUUGGAUUUUUGAUUGUAUCUGCGGUAUAUUUGGUAAGAAUUAUUCGGAUGAUGAACUAAUGAUUUCUUGCGAUAAAUGUAUGGUUUGGGAACAUGUAAAAUGCCAACAUAAUGCACAUGAGAUAUUUUUGGAUCUACAAAAGCAAACUAAUGAAGAUAAUUGCAUUCCUUUUAUUUGUAAUAAAUGUGAUCGUAAAUUGAAAAAUGCACAACAGAAUCCUAAAAAUAUAGUAGAGGAAAACAAAAUAACCGUGCCAGAAACUCUUUUAUCUGACAUUCCUAAUAAAAUGAUUGUUUCUAGUUCAACAGAAAAAAUACCUUCAAAUAAUGAUAUUAAUACAAUAAAUGAAUAUAUAUCUAAAAUACAUUCUAAUGUUCAUGAUAUAUCAGAAUCUUUUGAUGUUGGUAAUUAUCCUCAGACUCAGAUUUCUUAUUCUCAAAUUACAAAUCUUUCUACACUUCAACGAAAUGAAAUAAAGGCCUUUAAAUCAUUUUAUUCUCUUGAAUCUACUUUGCAUAUUCAAAACAUUUCAUCGUCUUUAGAGGAUUUUUCUUAG
This is a messenger RNA of Pneumocystis murina B123, 1770 nucleotides long. RefSeq lists its product as hypothetical. The coding region runs from base 1 to 1770 and encodes 589 amino acids. The transcript has 9 exons. Gene Ontology annotation, biological process: regulation of DNA-templated transcription. Lineage: Eukaryota; Fungi; Ascomycota; Pneumocystomycetes; Pneumocystales; Pneumocystaceae. The record is from RefSeq and is a predicted model, not a curated record. Gene Ontology annotation, cellular component: RSF complex.